This is a messenger RNA of Venustampulla echinocandica, 1065 nucleotides long. RefSeq lists its product as uncharacterized. Lineage: Eukaryota; Fungi; Ascomycota; Leotiomycetes; Helotiales; Pleuroascaceae. Bases 1 to 1065 code for a protein of 354 amino acids. The transcript has 5 exons. The record is from RefSeq and is a predicted model, not a curated record.
AUGCGGCAAUGGGGUUCUGAUGACUACCUAAUGGGCCUUGCCAUGUUAUGUUCGCUUCUCAUGUGUGGGCCAUUCUAUAUGUACAUUAAGCUGAAUUACUUUGGCUGGUAUGCGGUGGACGUGCCCGAGUUCGAUCCAGCACCGGGUCGGUGGUGGUUCUACAUGGCACAGUUAUUUUAUAAUCCGGUCCUCGCCUUCGUGAAGGCCUCAGUGUUGCUGUUCUUGCUCCGUCUGGGAGGGCAGAAGCCCGGCGUCCGGUACGCCAUCUACGCACUCGGUACUUUUAACGCCUUGCAGGCCGUCGCUAUCUUUCUAGUGGCACUGCUGCAGUGCCUACCCAUCGAGGCCAACUGGGAUCUUGCUGCUGCGGCUACUGCGAAAUGUGUUGAUCCUUCAUUCCACAUAUCAAUCUCGUGUUUGACCAUUUUCACCGAUAUUCUGGUACUUGCCCUACCGUUCUGGGUUUUCUUGGGCUUGAAGAUGCCGAUGGCGUCAAAGCUUGCUGUAAUUGGCGUGUUUUUGCUUGGAAUAUCAGUCACCAUCGUCGCCAUUGUUCGCCUUGUCGAGCUGUACAGGCUAUUCUACGUCCCCAGCGCGAAUGCCGAUCCGUACCAUUCCAUUAGUAUCACCCUUAGCGCCGUCGAAAUCAACGUCGCCAUCGUGUCCGCAUCCAUUCCUGCUCUUCGACCCCUUUUCCGCACCUGGCUACCAGGUAUCUUCGGUGGCUCAACUGGCCAAUACCAAAACACCAGUGCGAAAUACGGCACCGCAUCGAAGAGUGGCGGUUUGCCACGCAGCGGCACCUAUUACAACGACGCGAGCACCACUGGUAAUGGGACCAAUAGUGGCAUCGCGAUGAAAAGCAUGCGUGGGACACGGUUACAACAUGCGGAGUGCCGCAGUGUAAGCCCUAAUGGGAGCGAGGAGGAAAUUAUGACAUAUAAUGGUAUUAUGAAGUCCACGGAUGUGCGUGUGCAUUUUGAUGGUAUGAAUGAUAGUCGCUCAUUGUCCCGGUUGUCGAGCGAUCUUGAGGGAUUAAAGGACCCUCGUGCAACACCGUUAUGA